Molecule: messenger RNA, 3013 nt
Organism: Linderina pennispora
Lineage: Eukaryota; Fungi; Kickxellomycota; Kickxellomycetes; Kickxellales; Kickxellaceae
Product: RNB-domain-containing protein
Exons: 23
Coding region: 253-2979 (908 amino acids)
Molecular function (GO): RNA nuclease activity; RNA binding
Source: RefSeq, a predicted model, not a curated record
UUUUUUUUUUCGUCUUCCUUCCUUGACUAUCCACGCACAUGGGCCAGGGAAUGAAGGGGCGGGCCGGUUUGGCAUAGGGGGCUCCCACCCAUCCUGCGCAUUGUGGCACGUAUGCGGGCCAUGCACGCACAUACGUCGGCUUUCGUCGGCUCCAUAAACAGUGAUUGGCAAUGUGUCAGGCUGAGCUCCUGUACCUGAAAAACACACGCACACAAGUGAAGGGCCAUACAUCAUCUGCCUCCCUUCAUCACCAUGCUUGUCGCACGCACCGAGAACAUAGGCUUCCGUCGCUCCAAGCGCCGCGGCAUGACGAAGAAUGUGACUGAGCGGUACAUCCGGCGCGACAUCCCAUGCGGCAUCUCGGAAUGCACCAGCUGCGUCCGCAACGCCAGUCUGCGGGACUCGGGCCUGCCCAUGCUGACCAGCACGCUGCCCGUGGUGGUUCCAGACAGCAGCGUGGUGAGCAGGUACAUUGAGCUGCUGGAGUCGCAGGAUUCGCUGCGCAAUCUUGUUUUUUGCCAGACGGUCAUCGAGGCGCUUGAUCGGCGCAACCGCACCAGAACCAUCCGCAAUGUCAGGCGGAUUGCUACUGAUGCUAGGCGCGGCUCGGCAGUUUUCGCCAAUGAGGUGUUCGCAGGCACCCAAAUCGAUAGGAUGCACGGCGAAUCCCUGGCGGUGCGCGACAUGCGGGCGGUUCGCAGCGCGGCAGCGUGGUUUUCCCAGCACUAUAGCGUUGUCGUCAUUGUGGUCACUCUGAGAAAGGUACGCAAGCUGGCCACUUGGCGUUUGGGGGCAGCGGACAGUGUCAGAGUUCUGGAUCUCGACGAGUUCCUCGCCACGUACCACCCGGCCCUCCUCGAUCACUACUCUGCGGUUACUGAGGCCACGGCCGACAAACCCGACAUGGACAUCUCAGCCCUGGAUCCGGUUGAGUUUGCGCAGCUGCGUCUGGCCAACAAGAGCAAGCAGGGGUAUGCCAGUUACUGGUCGCCCGAAGAGGUUGCCGAGGGCCUGCGCAUGGGCACACUGGAUAAGGAGCCAUCGGGUGUGAUUGAGCGUGAAGGAAAACCGGACAUUGUCGUCACGGGACGCCUGGCGCUCAACCGGGCGGCGGAUGGGGACACGGUGGUUGUACGGGUGCUGGCCAUGACCGAAGAAACUCCGGGGCUGGGCGCAGAUGGCAUCAGCGAGGAGGACCAGGACCAGGACGAUGCAGACGAGGAAAUGGCCGCCGAGCUCAUUGAUGCAGGCGAAGAAAUGGCCCCAGCGAGUGGCACGGAAAAGCCUGUGAGCGGCGUGGUGUGGCGCAUGUAUGCUGGGGGCGCCCAGCACCUGGCAGUGCCGGUAAAUGCGCAUGUCCCCAAGAUCCGGAUCCAUUACAUGGAUGCGGCAGUGAUAUCGGAUCUGUACUUUGUAUACCCACAUGGCCAUUUUAUCGACGUGAUCCUGGUUGAGCGCCAGAUCGCUGUCUUGCGCGAGAUGCCGGUCGAUUCGCCCACAGCCCCGUGGCAACCGGAUGCAGCGGAGCUUAUCUUUAGCAUUGACCCCAAGGGCAGCCAGGAUAUCGACGAUGCGAUAUCGAUGCGGCGCACUGAACAAGGUUUCGAAAUGGGCGUGCACAUUGCUGACGUGUCACAGUUCGUAGCGCAGGCGCGUGGUACAACCGUGUACCUCGCCGACCGCCGCUUCAAUAUGAUCCCUGAAGUGCUCAGCGAGCGCAUCUGCUCACUGCGCGGUGGGGCCGACCGGUACGCAAUGUCGGUUGUGUGGCAGAUGGACAGCAACUAUAAUGUGACCGAUACCUGGUUUGGGCGUACUGCUCAGGCAUUGCUGGAUGGCGCCGUAAGUGCCCCCGAGUUGUUGCGCUCCAGCAUUGUCGAGCUGACCACUGCGAUGCGCGUGUUGCGCGAGCGCCGACGCACCGAAGUCAAGUUCUCGUUUGACCCUGCAACGCACGCCAUCACCGAACUGACACCAAAGGCUGGCCUUGAGAUACACCGAGUGAUCGAGGAGGCCAUGGUGUUUGCCAAUGCAGCAGUGGCCCGCCGAAUCCACUCGGUAUUUCCGAAUUCCGAGCGGUUCGAGCGGCUAGUCAAAGCAGCCCGGUCCCGCGGGUUUGACAUUGACUGCUCGUCGAACAAGGCACUAGCUGAGUCACUGGCCUGCAUUGUCAAGGCCGCAGAGUCGUCGGAUCCUGACAUGAUCUUUAUGGCCAAGUCGAUGGCGACAUUGGCGAUGCAGGAGGCCCCAGCGCAGUUUGCGCACUACGGUUUGGCCCUCGAAUACUACACGCACUUCACGUCGCCAAUUCGCCGGUAUGCAGAUAUAGUUGUGCAUCGGCAGUUGGACCCCAUGGCUGCUGGGUCGCAAAAGUGGCUGAACCGCCAGAAGCUGUUCCAGAGCCGGUAUCAAGAGUACCUGGUAGCAGAUGGUGUUGUGGCCGAAGUACGCACGAACGGCUUGAUUGUCUACGUGCCCAAAUACGGCAUCCGUGGCGCCAUCAAGAUCCCGCUGUCGACUGCCAUUGACGGAUGCACUGAUUUUGAGGCUGAAGCUGAUAAGCUGUCAGUUAGGCUACCGAUAAACGUGCCAGUGUUCCACCUGGGCAGCGCAACUAUGACCUUUGCCGUGUUUGAUCACGUCAAAGUCUGUCUGCGUGUAUUGGAGACACGCAGGAGACGGCCCCCAGCAGCAGUCCAGACCAUAGGCAAGCAGCCUGCGUACCGAUCGAAUGUUUUGGGGAUAGACAAAAAGCUCGGCAACAGCCUGGUCCCGGUAUGGUCAGCCAAGAAGAAGGAGAAGCCGGCACUUUCCCCGGCUGCUGCUAUUCCGGACUUCUGUUCGAAAGGCAAGACUACGACCGAAUACUAUUCUGUAUUGGCAAAGUUUAGUCAGCUGUCUCUGUUGGAGACGUUUGCUGAUGUCCAGCAAAUCGAGGUGGAUAAUACUAGCACCACUUCGCGUGCUGGUUUAAAAUAAUACAGCAGUUUAACACGAGCUAUUCACAAUCUGC